CAUUUACAGCAUUGAUGUGUCAUUACUUCUAUGCCAGCGUCAUUCUCUGGCCUCUGAUUGGCUGGACUUCUCAUUAGCUGAACUUUGGGCGGUGCAGCUUACCCAAGGUAUCUCGGAGCAAGUACUACUUAAGAGAAAUGAUGUUGAACACAACCCUUCCCAUUUUCAAUGGCUCGCUUCAAGUUGGAAGAUUUUGAUAUUCAAAUCCUUUUGUUUCUUGCCUCCAUUCUCAACCAGAGCACAGUAAUCUCCGUAUUUCUUCUUCUCACCCUUGUGGUCCGCAUCCUCGUAUGGCCUUUGUUGCCACCCUUGAUGCCGACCGCACGUCUUGUGGAGCUCAAAUCAGUACUGAAGACGAUCUACCCACUACUCGAAAUGCAAAGCCCGUUAUCUAAUAAUUCACGUAUCCACCUUAAUGAGUUCGAGCGGGAGGUCCUUGCAUUGUUAAGGGUGCGCUUGAAUGUACAACGGCGAUUAAUUCUCGGCGGGUACUCCUGGAAGGAAUAUUUUCUUGAUAUGUGGAAUAUCUGGCAUGGGGCUCAAGCCUGUCGAAAAAGGAUCGAUGUGUUUCGGGUUGAAUUGGAGAUCGGUAUUGUAGAAGACUGGGAGGUUAGGCAUGAGGAUAUUCUGCGCCAUUAUGGAAUGAAUGAGGUAACGAGGUCAACCACAGUUUCCCUACAAUUCCGUGAUCCCUACCGUGCCGUGUAACACUACCUGUCUACAUACCAAUAUUUAUUAUUGACCAUGGAGGCUGACCGGUUUAUGAAAUCCUUGCG
Molecule: messenger RNA, 776 nt
Organism: Desarmillaria tabescens
Lineage: Eukaryota; Fungi; Basidiomycota; Agaricomycetes; Agaricales; Physalacriaceae
Exons: 4
Coding region: 169-708 (179 amino acids)
Source: RefSeq, a predicted model, not a curated record